AUGGCCAAGGGGAAGAAUCGUCAGGGAAUGAGAAAGGCGAUAAUGAUGGUUGAAGGAAAAUCCUUGGGAUACAUUGAAUUUCGUAAUAAUUUGAUACGGCACCCCUGCGGUCUCGGUGAGGAUGAGAAGGUUAUAUGGGCUGUUGAUCUAUGUCACGAUGACAUUUCGCACCUUUUUCGUUCAUAUUGCGUACAGCAUAAUGACUACCUGAGGAUUAAGAGAAUUUAUGAGACGUAUGGAUACGAUCAAAUGGUGAUUGCAGAGGGAAUUCUGCAAGUCGCUGAGGGACAAGACAGUAGAGAAGGAAAGGAAUUGCUGCUCAGUAUCAGGGAUGAUCAGAAGAGCCAGUACCUGAACCAAGACUUCGAGACGAAUUCAUAUAACUAUGGAUAUGACGUCACUCCAGAUGGCCAGCAGUUUCAUCACGAAACACUUGGUCCUGAUGGUGUGACCUAUGGGUGUUAUGGAUAUGUAGACCCAUUUGGGAAGAUGAUAGCAGUCUUCUAUAUUAGUGAUGGCUGGGGUUAUCGCGUCGUUCGACCCAGAGAAGAUAUAGAAAUUUUCUUGCAUAAACACGAACAUCAUGAACAUAAUGACCAUCAUGAUCACCAUGAGCAUCACGGGGUUAUAACUCCCUGGAGGGAUUUACAUUUUCCGGAGACUUGUAGUCGACAUGAAGGAGGUGCCAUGCGUCCUGGCGGAUCCAACCCGUCACGACCCGAAUUUCCAACAUCGGGGAGCUCUAAUGGAGGUCCAAGUCAACCUGUAAGUCCUCCAUCGCAACCCGGAAUUCCUUCUCAACCGAGUUAUCCGAAUCAACCUGGAACGGGUACACCUCAAAGACCCUCCCAGCCGAGUCAGCCUGACACAGGAACACCAUCGAGGCCGGAAAUACCUUUUCAACCAAAUCAACCUAGUCCUCCCGGUACAGGCUCACCUCAGAGACCAGGAUCACAGCCCCAGCCGACUCAUCCUAAUCGACCGGGAACGGGCAUACCUCAGAGACCAGGAACACCGUCUCAACCAACUCAUCCGAAUCAACCCGGUACAGGCAUAUCUCAGAUACCAGGAGAACCGGCCCCGCCAAGUUAUCCUAAUCAACCCGGAGCAGACGGACUUCAGAGACCGGAAGUACCACCACGGCCUAGCUAUCAACCUGGCAGUCCGCAGCGGCCAGGUUCGCCGUCUCGACCAGGUUUUCCUAGCCAACCUGGAAUAAGCAGUCCACAGAGGCCAGGUUCAUCGUCCCAACCAAGUUUUCCUAGCCAACCUGGAAUAAACAAUCCACAGAGGCCUGGUUCACCGUCCCAACCCAGUUUUCCUAGCCAACCUGGAAUAAGCAAUCCGCAGAGGCCAGGUUCGCCGUCCCAACCAAGUUCUCCUGGUCAGCCCGGAGUAAGUACUCCACAGAGUCCGGGCACACCAUCUCAACCCAGUUUUCCUUCUCAACCAAGUUAUCCUAAUCAACCCGGAACAGACACAGCUCAGAGACCGGGAGUUCCGUCGCGGCCAACUUCACAGCGGCCGGGUACAUCAUCGCAACCAGGUUUCCCUGGACAGCCAGGGAUAAGUACUCCGCAGAAUCCGGGUACAUCUCAACCCAGUUUCCCGGCCCAGCCUGGUAUAAACACUCCGCAAAGGCCAGGAACACCACUUCAACCCAGUUACCCAAACCAGCCUGAGAUAAGCACUCCACAGAGACCAGGGACACCGUCUCAACCGAAUUAUCCCAAUCAGCCUGGAAUCAGCACUCCGCAGAAGCCGGGAAUCCCAUCACAACCAAUCUACCCAAAUCAUCCUGGAAUAAGUACACCGCAGAGACCACAGACACCCUCUCGACCAAGUUACCCAUCUCAGCCUGGAGCUGGAACUCCAUCGACACCGGGUAUUCCUUCCAGCCCGGCACUCCAACCCAAUCCCCCGGUGAAUGGACCCUCACAACCGAGUUAUCCAAAUCAGCCCGGUGCUGGCACCCCAUCUCGACCUGGAGCACCAUUUCAACCAAGCUAUCCUAGUACACCUCAAGGACAAAUUCCUACCCGACCUGGAGCACCAUCUCAGCCAAGUUAUCCCGGUCCACCUCAGGGCCAAAUUCCUGCCCGACCAAGCCCGACAUAUAAACCCAGCUCCCCUACUUCACAAUCGCAACCUGGAGCUAAUGUCCCCUCGAGACCUGGGACUUCUUUGACACCAGGAGCGGGAAACCCACCGGCAUCAGGAGGUUCUCCAUCGCAGCCUGGCUUCCCAACAAACCCUAAUUAUCCAAAUCAACCAGGAGUGAACGGUCCAUCGAAGCCUAGCGGGUCCCACGGGCCUAGUACUUCAUCACAACCUAGCUACCCGAAUCAACCAGGAACUAAUAUUCCUUCACGGCCUGGGACUCCAUUGCAACCAGCUUAUCCUAGCCAACCAGGGGCAAAUGUGCCAUCACGACCCAGUGGUCCAUCGUCGCCUGCAAUUCCAUCUCAACCAGGGUAUCCAAAUCAACCAGAUGCGAAUGUCCCACCAAGGCCCGCUCCUGCACCACAACCUAGCUAUCCAACUCGCCCAGGUUCGAAUGGACCUUCGAGACCCGCGAGUCCGGGAUCUUCUCCGGAUCAGCCUGCAUAUCCAGGCCAAACAGGAGCACAUCCUCCAUCGCAUCCAGGACAUCCCAGUCACCCAGGGGCAAACAUUCCAUCGCGACCUAGUUCUCCAAGUCAACCUGGAACGAGUACUCCUAUACACAGUGGAACUCCGUCACAACCGGGUUAUCCAAGUCAACCAGGACCAAGUAUACCAAUUCGUCCAAGCACUCCCUCGAAACCAAGUUAUCACCCAGGAUCGAGUCCUCCAUCACGACCUUUGCCCCCAUCACAACCUGGAUAUCCCAACCAACCGGGAACAUCCGCACCGUCACAGCCGAGCAUUCCAUCACAACCUGGUCAUCCAAGUCAACCAGGAGCGUCCAUACCCUCACACCCUGGUAGCCCAUCACACCCCGGGUAUCCGAGUCACCCUGCAAGUAACAUUCCAUCCCGGCCGGGAACAUCAACCCAGCCUGGCCAUGCCAGUCAACCUGAAACUACUGGGCCAUCCAAACCAGGAUAUCCCAGUCAACCAGGAACUACUGGACCUUCACAACCGGGAUAUCCCAGUCAACCGGGAACUACUGAACCUUCACAAACGGGGCAUCCUAGUCGACCAGGAACUACUGGGCCAUCACACCCAGGAUAUCCCAGUCAACCAGGAACUACCGGGCCAUUCCAGCCGGAAUAUACCAGUCAACCAGGAACUACCGGGCAAUCACAACCGGAAUAUCCCGGUCAACCAGGAACUACCGGGCUAGCCCAGCCGGGAUAUCCCAGUCAACCAGGAACUACCGGGCCAUCACAGCCGGGAUAUCCCAGUCAACCAGGAACUACCGGGCCAUCCAAGCCGGGAUAUCCGAGUCAACCAGGAACUACCGGGCCAUCCCAGCCGGGAUAUCCCAGUCAACCAGGAACUACCGGGCCAUCCCAGCCGGGAUAUCCCAGUCAACCAGGAACUACCGGGCCAUCCCAGCCGGGAUAUCCCAGUCAACCAGGAACUACCGGGCCAUCCCAGCCGGGAUAUCCCAGUCAACCAGGAACUACCGGGCCAUCCCAGCCGGGAUAUCCCAGUCAACCAGGAACUACCGGGCCAUCCCAGCCGGGAUAUCCCAGUCAACCAGGAACUACCGGGCCAUCCCAGCCGGGAUAUCCCAGUCAACCAGGAACUACCGGGCCAUCCCAGCCGGGAUAUCCCAGUCAACCAGGAACUACCGGGCCAUCCCAGCCGGGAUAUCCCAGUCAACCAGGAACUACCGGGCCAUCCCAGCCGGGAUAUCCCAGUCAACCAGGAACUACCGGGCCAUCCCAGCCGGGAUAUCCCAGUCAACCAGGAACUACCGGGCCAUCCCAGCCGGGAUAUCCCAGUCAACCAGGAACUACCGGGCCAUCACAGCCGGGAUAUCCCAGUCAACCAGGAACUACCGGGCCAUCCAAGCCGGGAUAUCCGAGUCAACCAGGAACUACCGGGCCAUCCCAGUCGGGAUAUCCCAGUCAACCAGGAACUGCCGGGCCAUCCCAGCCGGGAUAUCCCAGCCAACCAGGAACUACCGGGCCAUCACAGCCGGGAUAUCCCAGUCAACCAGGAACUACCGGGCCAUCCAAGCCGGGAUAUCCGAGUCAACCAGGAACUACAGGGCCAUCCCAGCCGGGAUAUCCCAGUCAACCAGGAACUACCGGGCCAUCCCAGCCGGGACAUCCCAGUCAACCAGGAACUACCGGGCCAUCCCAGCCGGGAUAUCCCAGUCAACCUGGAACGAGCAUCCCAUCCAAACCAGGUACGUCCGCAAACCCUGGCUAUCCCAGUCAACCAGGAACUACUGGACCCUCGCACCCUGGAUAUCCAAGUCAAUCAGGGGCUGGUAUUCCAUCCAGACCAGGUACCCCCGCACACCCUGGAUAUCCAAGUCAAUCAGAAAAUAACAUCCCAUCUCGACCCGGAUCUGCAUCACACCCCGGAUAUCCCAGUCAACCAGGAACAUCUGCGCCAUCACAACCAGGAUACCCAAGUCACUCGGAUAACAACAUUCCCUCUCGGCCUGGGACGCCAGCCCAACCCGGCUAUCCAAAUCAACCGGGAUCAAACAUUCCAUCCAAACCUGGCACACCAGCAAAACCUGGCUAUCCAAGUCAACCGGGAGCGAGCAUACCUUCUCACCCAAAUGCUCCAUCGAAGCCGAGUUAUCAACCAGGGCCAAGUCCCCCAGCACAACCUUCACCUCCAUCUCACCCAGGACACCCGAGUCGACCCGGCUCUGGAAUAUCAAGCAAACCCGGGAAACCAAGUCGACCGAGUGCACCUGUCGGACCAGCAUACCUCCCUCCGAAACCCAGUCAACCUCAUCCCAGUCCCCCAAACCGCCCAAAUCGUCCAAAACCAGGAGGUGGGUCUCAUACUUCGCGUCCCGGAUCACCUCCUCCCGGUGCACCUACGAAACCAAUUUGUCAUUCGACUCCCUGUCAAUCCGGAUCAACGCCGGGCAGCCCUGGCGCACCAAACUACCCAUCAGGUUAUCCAGGCUCUUCCGGUCCUAGUUACCCCGGAGCUGGCUACCCUCAACAGCCAGGUACCGCAACUCCACCUUCAUAUCCUGGAUACCCUGAUCCUGACAAUCCCAACUACCCCGGUUUUCCGCCUGCGCCUGGAGGACCUGCAGGACCUGGAGGUCCAGGAGGACCUGGAGGUCCAGGAGGACCUGGAGGUCCGGGAGGGCCUGACGGUCCAGGAGGACCUGUUGGCGGAUUCGGAGGUGACGGCGGAAUCGGUGGCGAUGGAGGUGUAGGCCCCGCAGGACCAGACGGUCCAUGGCCAACAGGUUCACCCGGCCCAAGUGGACCGUGGCCCGGUGAUCCCCGCUUCCCUUUCCAAGGGACCCUAAAAACAGUGUAUCCAGGCGGCCAAUACAUACCCGCUUCUUAUGAAUUUCAACCAGAACCAGAAAACCCCAAUAUUUACAAUCAACAAGACAACUACGAACGCACGAAUUACCCAUAUUCAGAGCGUGUAGUAGUCCCACCCAAUCGUCAGCCAACACCUUUCGGCUUAACUGAAAAUUCACCAGGAGUUGGUCCAAAUAACUAUCCAGGAUAUCGCCAGACUGAAUACAACUCAUUCCAACGCGCAAUAAUGGCCAACAUGAUGAAUGCAGAAGACUACACCGAAGACGAAAAGAAUAUAAUUAUAAAUCAAGCAAUCCAACUCCCGUUCGACCGAAAAAGUGAGAAGGAAAGCCCACUAAAUCCAUACGACCCACCAAAUUUCGAGGAUCUAGAUUACCAAAUAUCCCAAUACGACGAGAACUACAGAAACUUGCAAUCAGAGCCGCCGCGUCAAGCGAUUCCUGAAGAGCAAGAACAAGCGAACGAGUUUCAAACCCUCCCCCAGAGACCCAGUGAUCCCGCCCCAGGACUUGACCAGGUAAACACAUCUCCCAAAAAUCCCGCUGAAUUCUCUGCGAUAGGCGUCCACCCCCCCGGACCCAUCAAAAUCAAACCAAUUCCGCUACCAGUCGGACCAAACCCAGAGAUGUGUCCCUGUUACAUCGUAGAAUCGAAGAACACAUCGAGCACAUCACCAAUCACCACGACCCCGAGCACAAUCAUAGAACCGAAAAUCAGCGAAGCUCCUGUGUACGGUCAACUCGGUUUCAUCCCGGUGAUUUUCGUACCCUACUGUCCAGGUGAUGAUGCUGAGAGUGAAAGCAUGACACGAUCAAUUUUCCCAACAGCAACACCUGUACCAUACCCCUGCAACGUUUGCGAUGGUCGACAGGACAAUCCAAUCGUCGGUGGAAAGCACUUCGACCUCGGUCAACUCAGUAAUAUUAAGGCCAUCAGGCGUGUCCUCAGUGAAGCAAAUAUAGGUUACUUGAAUGUUCCAGGUUUAACUGGGAAAACUCCCCGAUCACGGUCGCACAGACGAAAAGUCAAGAGGAGGAAAAGCAGUGAUUGAUGUGCAUCAUUGACUAUGCGAUACCCCUGGCUCUUCCUACUUCACGCCGAUUGCAUUAAGAGUGAAGUAAAAAGGAGCAGCAGCUUGUCUACAGUAUGUGGAGCAAGCACAAUCGUAAGUUAACUGGAUUAAACUUCGGCUGCUGGCUAGUCGACAGAAAUCACUGUGGUUACUUUAGUCGUUGGACCAUUAUCUGAAGUUUCCAUACCACAAAUGGAAACUCUCCUCUCCACUAUCACACAACUUCGUGACAUUCCAUGCUCAUUCCAGUGAUUCGAGAGGGGGAACUCGUGUAAUCUUAGAUUUAGGGCUAAUACCGACUGACGAUCGAUUCGAUUUCGAAUAGUAGAUUUGUAUAAUCAUACUGUUUCCACUCACACUUCGCGUAGAUGUAUCUAGAUAUUAGUUACCAUAAUUCAUUACUAUGAGAUUAUUAAGAUAAUACUGCUAAUCCUCGAGAUUCGCUGUGUGCUACAAAUAAAUUAUACAAUUGUAUAUAUUAACUUUAAUAUUAGAACGUGCUAUGUAUGAUAACAGAUGUUCAUAAUUCUCUUCUUUCACAUUAAAGAAUACUGCAGAAGAUGGUUCUAAUAACAAUGUAUUUGUAAAAAGUAUUGGAAAAAAUCAGUUUAGAGUUACGUCAUUGAAUG
Messenger RNA from Diachasma alloeum, 7169 nucleotides. RefSeq names its product collagen alpha-2(IV) chain. The coding region runs from base 1 to 6519 and encodes 2172 amino acids. The transcript is spliced from 5 exons. The record is from RefSeq and is a predicted model, not a curated record. Lineage: Eukaryota; Metazoa; Arthropoda; Insecta; Hymenoptera; Braconidae.